UUCUUGAUUCUUUCUUUUUUCCUCUAUUGAAUUUUUUUUUUUCUUUCUCAUUCGUUGUUUCCUUUCAGGCAAAGAGAGGAAACAACGUUUCUUCUUCUCAGAUUCUUUACCUUCUUAAGGCAAAAACCCAAAAGAGAAAAGAUCAAAAUCUCGCAUUCAGAUUUUAGGGUUUCUGACAAAUUCUUCGGCGAAAUUCAAGAUCUAAACUUCGGCAAUGUCGACGAUUUCGCCGUCAUUGGCCGUAAUUUCGUUUCUUUUUCUGACUCUUCUGAAUCUAUCUUUGGUUAUCGCUGAUCCUUCGACGGAGAUUGUUAAAGGAGGAGAGAUUAGGUUACCUUCGGAGAAGAUCGACGGUGAAAAAAACAGAGGCGAAUUUUGUGAAGGAAUUGCUAAACCGGCUUCGUGUCCGGUUCAGUGUUUCAGGCCUGAUCCGGUUUGCGGUGAAGACAGCGUUACUUACUGGUGCGGUUGUGCAGAUGCUUUGUGCCAUGGUGUUCGUGUUGUUAAACAAGGAGCUUGUGAUGUUGGUAAUGGCGUUGGUUUGUCUGUUCCUGGACAAGCUCUGCUUUUGAUACACAUUGUCUGGAUGAUGCUUCUUGGGUUUUCUAUUCUCUUUGGCCUCUUUUGAUUUGGUUCGAGUCUUUUGUGAAUCAAACAACAUAUAGAGAUUGUUUAGGUUUUCUGAUUGCGACUGAUGAAUCUUUUUGUUUAUAAUCUUUUUCUUUAUUGCUCUGUAUUUGAAAAAUUACAUUAAAACUAUGAGGAAGUAUCAUUAUUUGUUUUGUUUCGUACAAAA
Messenger RNA from Arabidopsis lyrata subsp. lyrata, 796 nucleotides. RefSeq lists its product as uncharacterized. The record is from RefSeq and is a predicted model, not a curated record. Bases 215 to 628 code for a protein of 137 amino acids. Lineage: Eukaryota; Viridiplantae; Streptophyta; Magnoliopsida; Brassicales; Brassicaceae. The transcript has a single exon.